AUGGCUGAGAUUGAGGCUCCUCCAAUAUCCCGCAGAAUGCAUGAUAUGACAGACCAAGUUGUCCUUCUAACAGGAAUCGGCUGUGUCGGGACUGGCUGGGGAAAUGGCGUGGCGAUUGCAACUCUCUUUGCCCGGCAGGGAGCAAUCAUCUUUGGGUGUGACAUAAAUAUAUCUGCGGCCGAAACUACCAAAUCGCAAAUUCUUAUGGAAAACCCUAAGACCAAUAUUACCGUCAUGGAAGCAGACUGUACAUCCUCCCCGUCCAUGAAGUCAUUCGUGGACGCCUGUAUGAAUAAAUAUGGACGGAUAGACAUCUUGAUCAACAACGUCGGGAGAAGUGAGCCCGGUGACCCUGCAUCAACAAAUGAAGAUCUUUGGGAUUCUCAGAUGGACGUCAAUCUCAAGUCGGUUUACCUGACUUGCCAUCUUGUCCUACCCAUCAUGGCUACUCAACCAACGGGUGGAAAUAUCGUCAACAUCAGCUCGGUGUCUGGACUCCGCUAUGUCGGCAAACCCCAAGUGGCCUAUUCAACCACCAAAGCAGCAAUUCUCUCAUUCACACGAACUACUGCUGUAAUAUACGCCGACAAAGGCGUGAGGUUGAACUCGGUUGUCCCUGGUCUGAUCAAUACGCCAUUGGUUCGGAUGCUAGCAAACGAAUACGCAGAUGGUGAUUAUGAAGGAUAUUGCAAAGUAAGGGAUGCACAGGUGCCGAUGGGUAAGAUGGGUAGUGCAUGGGAUGUUGCGAAUGCGGUACUGUUUCUAGCUAGCAAGGAGGCGGGCUACAUCACAGGGACGGAGAUCAUUGUUGACGGUGGUCUCUCUCAGAGCACAGGUAGGGCAUGA
This is a messenger RNA of Cadophora gregata, 846 nucleotides long. RefSeq lists its product as uncharacterized. The record is from RefSeq and is a predicted model, not a curated record. The coding region runs from base 1 to 846 and encodes 281 amino acids. Lineage: Eukaryota; Fungi; Ascomycota; Leotiomycetes; Helotiales; Ploettnerulaceae. The transcript has a single exon. Gene Ontology annotation, molecular function: oxidoreductase activity, acting on the CH-OH group of donors, NAD or NADP as acceptor.